UCAGGGAUCUGGCCCCACUGACUCCAGCAGCGUAAUGACCCAUUGACACUACCCGGGGAGCCAGCCAAUGGUACGUCGGCAUUUCUAGCCCCGCUGCGAUAACCUUAUUGACGUGCUGUGGACGGUUUCCCUCUCCUCACCUGUCCUUUCCUGGCACACGGGGGAUUGGCUGUGUCCCGGCGGGGGCAGGAGCAGCGGGGCUAUAAACGCAGCCCUGCGUCCAGGCAGAACUCAGCAGCCAGACCAACCCUUCGCAGACAGAGCAGUGAGCCGGGCAGCGGAGACAGGACGAAACCAGGCAGAAAAACACCACGAUGAGGCUUCAGAUCACCUGCUUGAUUCUCACCCUCAUCCUCUUCUCCGCCCAGAAUGCCUGCGGCUUCCAGGGCCAGACAGCCGAGCCUGCUGCUGUAACACAACACGUGGAACCCAGGGAAGAAACCCAGGGCCUGCAGCCGCACCUGACCCGGAUGGACGCACCUGGACAGACCCCAGCAGCGCUAGGGGGCGCUGGGGCCUCCCACCUCAAGCACCUCGCCCGGCCGGGCCUGCUCC
Messenger RNA from Pelodiscus sinensis (Chinese soft-shelled turtle), 555 nucleotides. NCBI's taxonomy places the organism in Eukaryota, Metazoa, Chordata, Testudines, Trionychidae. The record is from RefSeq and is a predicted model, not a curated record.